AUGGUCGACAUACAUAUCCGAUUAGAUAUGGUGUACCCUGAGACGCACGGAUGUCGUGUGCAUCAGCUUGCUGGGGAGAGAUGGCUGAAUGGUGAGAUCACAAAUUUAACAGAGGAACAUGGUUCGAACCCGACACCCGCAUUUCAUCUUCCCCCGUCUAGGCGUGGGCAACUUGGCAGUAUCCUAGCCCACGUGCUUCCUUCCGGUGAAGUGACAGCUAGGCACCAAAAGGCUGGGGAGAGAUGGCUGAAUGGUGAGAUCACAAAUUUAACAGAGGAACAUGGUUCGAACCCGACACCCGCAUUUCAUCUUCCCCCGUCUAGGCGUGGGCAACUUGGCAGUAUCCUAGCCCACGUGCUUCCUUCCGGUGAACUUUUGCAUUUUUGUCAACUGUCCCCUUGCAAAAAUAACGUCAACAGUUCGGCUGCUUCACCCCUUCGGCUCCUUACUGCUACGUCGCCCGAAGGAUGCACGAGGGCUGGGAUAGUGCCAAGUUUCCCAAGCCUAGACAGGGGAAGUAUAGAGCAGAGUUUGGGUUCAAAUCACGGACCUUCUGGUCGUAAUUGCGGACAACUUGUUUUACUUUCUGCGGACGACUUAAAAUCUUGGAGUUCCAAUGCUAGUGCCCCCCAAAUGGAUGUAGACGCUGCCAAGCAGUGGUCGUUGGACUGA
Messenger RNA from Opisthorchis viverrini, 672 nucleotides. RefSeq lists its product as hypothetical. The transcript has 5 exons. Bases 1 to 672 code for a protein of 223 amino acids. The record is from RefSeq and is a predicted model, not a curated record. Lineage: Eukaryota; Metazoa; Platyhelminthes; Trematoda; Opisthorchiida; Opisthorchiidae.